Molecule: messenger RNA, 4913 nt
Organism: Chroicocephalus ridibundus (black-headed gull)
Lineage: Eukaryota; Metazoa; Chordata; Aves; Charadriiformes; Laridae
Gene: SNRNP40
Product: small nuclear ribonucleoprotein U5 subunit 40
Exons: 10
Coding region: 26-1177 (383 amino acids)
Cellular component (GO): catalytic step 2 spliceosome
Molecular function (GO): RNA binding; protein binding
Source: RefSeq, a predicted model, not a curated record
GGCGGGGCGCGCGCGGCCGGCGGCGAUGAUCGAGCAGCACAAGCGGAAGGUCCCGGGCGGCGGCCCCGGCCCCGGCCCCGCGCCCACCCCCACCCCCACUCCCGUCGCCGCCCCGGGGGCCGCCCCCGCCCCCGACCUCCCGCUCGUCCCCACAGCGGCCAAACGGCCCCGCCAUGACCUGCCCGGGGCGCCGGGCGCCGGCGGCGGCGCGGGGCAACCCCCCCCCGGGGCCCUGCUGCAGGCGGGCCCACCGCGCUGCUCCUCCCUGCAGGCCCCCAUCAUGCUGCUGUCAGGGCAUGAAGGAGAGGUGUAUUGCUGCAAGUUCCACCCCAACGGCAACACCCUCGCCUCCGCUGGCUUCGACAGGCUCAUCUUGCUGUGGAAUGUCUACGGGGACUGCGAUAACUACGCCACCCUGAAGGGACACAGCGGGGCGGUUAUGGAGCUGCACUAUAACACGGAUGGCAGCAUGCUCUUCUCAGCAUCCACAGACAAAACCGUGGCCGUGUGGGAUAGUGAGACUGGAGAGAGAGUGAAGAGACUGAAGGGCCAUACAUCAUUCGUUAACUCCUGUUACCCAGCAAGGAGAGGACCCCAGCUUGUCUGUACAGGCAGCGAUGAUGGGACAGUGAAGCUGUGGGAUAUCAGGAAAAAAGCUGCCGUCCAGACGUUUCAGAACACGUACCAGGUCUUGGCUGUGACUUUCAAUGACACCAGUGAUCAGAUCAUAUCUGGAGGCAUCGACAACGACAUUAAGGUGUGGGACCUUCGCCAGAACAAGCUCACUUACACGAUGAGAGGACACGCGGACUCGGUGACAGGCCUCAGUCUCAGUUCGGAAGGCUCCUACCUGCUCUCCAACGCAAUGGACAACACAGUUCGCAUCUGGGAUGUGCGACCGUUUGCCCCUAAAGAGAGAUGUGUAAAGAUUUUCCAGGGGAACGUACAUAAUUUUGAAAAGAAUCUCCUGAGGUGCUCUUGGUCCCCGGAUGGGAGUAAAAUCGCAGGGGGAUCUGCCGACAGGUUUGUCUACGUGUGGGACACCACAUCCAGAAGGAUUUUGUACAAGCUGCCAGGUCACGCCGGGUCGGUGAACGAAUUGGCUUUCCAUCCGGAGGAACCCAUCAUACUCUCCGCAUCCAGCGACAAAAGACUGUAUAUGGGGGAGAUCCAGUGAAGCCGACGAGGCGACGGUGGGAUUCGUGCCCUCGCAGUCUUUGGUUUACAGAAGUCGGAUUGACUUUCUUCUCACUGGUGCCAGCCCGCCCCCCCCCGCCCUUGUAGCAGUGGGAAAAUGUUGAAGCAGCUUGAUGAGACAAGCCACCCUCUCGCAGGCUGCGGUGUCUGCGUGGUCUCGCUGUACAGCUUUUUUCCACCACGCCCCCCCCCUUCUUCGGGGAGGAAGGAAAACUUAGAAUUGAAAAGAUUUUAAUUUUGGCUGUACCACCGACUAGUAUACCCUUACCCAGAUCACUUGAAAUUGGUAAAAUCUGUUUAAAUUCCACAUGUGUCUUGUAUAUUCCCUGUCGAGUUUUCUCUUGUUGGUUUUUUUUAUACGGUCAAAACUGAAAUAGAUAGCUUUUUACAAGAACUGUGUGGAUGGGAUUUAUUGUUCUGUUUUACUUCUCUAUCAUACAAUCCUAAAUCAAGGCCCUCCCUCGUAUAUAACCCGGGGAAACCAUAGACCUUAACUUCAGAAGAGCAGCUUUAUUUUUUAUUCAUGGCAAUAAAAAUGACCACACUUGAAAUAAUUAUUGGGCUAUUGCUGAAUCCUAUUUUCAUGGUUUUGAGUAAAAUCCAGCCUCCUGCUGUAAAUAAAUGUAAAGGGAGUGAGUCUUCUGUGACGGGCACAGUGUAUUCGGUGCUCGGCAGUGGGGGAACCGGCCGGGCUGCGUGUCCCCUCUCCCGAAGCAGGCUGGCAGGAGGGUGGUACGAGCUGGUGGCAGAUCCUCGGGCGGGUUAGAUCUGUCCCUCAUAGACCCGUGUCCGACUGCUGGGACAGCACAAGGGUGCCCGCACCCUGCCUCAGCUUCAGGGGGGUGGUUUAUGGGGCUGCUUCUGCCAAAUCUUGCCCUGUACCUGCUGCGUGGCUGACUCUGCUUGCUGCGCUCCUGCAGAAGGGAAUGCUCUGCCCUGACUUUUUUAGCCAAGGCUGAAACUGCCCUCGAGCCCGUGACUCGGUGCUGAGCUUCAGCUGGUCUUUGUGGGAACACACAAGGGGGCUUCCCCACGCCACAGCUCGUUGUCUGAUGUUAAUUAACUUGCUAUGAAGAGUACAUGCUGCAUGUCUCUCUUGUGUCCAUCUCAGCUGUUAGACUUUUCAUCCUUUUUUUCCCCCCACCCCGUUUGCUGCCUUGGCUCAGGUUGUAUCGAGCGUUUCUCACCUCUUGCUGCCUUUCUGCCCCAAACCAGAGGGCUGCAGUCGAGCUGGGAGGAUGGAGCGUGGACACGCGAUGCUCCCACCCCAGCGGUGCCGUGCCGUAGGACUGUCCUGCGCAGUCAUGGACAGCGUUUGACCAGGAGGACUCUGCUGCGGCCGCCAGGUAUUUAAGAGGUGGGAAAUGGGUACGGCUUGUGCAGUGACAAGGGAAGAAGCGCAGGGUCCCCUUGAGAGCGUGUCUUGCCCUGCUGUGGGCAGAAGAAAAAAGCUGGAGGAUGGCACUCUUGGGGCCAAAACAGCUUUUAAGGAGGCAGGGAGAUGUGGCUGUGUUCCCUGGGAGGCAGGGUGAUGUCUCCUGGGGUGUGUGGCACUGUCCCCAGUCCUCUUCACCUGAGCCAUGUCCUGUCAGCAGAUGGCUGCAGGCUGUCUGUAUCCUGUGGGGACACGGGACCUCACUCAGCACAGUGUUCCUCUUGAAGCCCUUGGGGCUGGAGCAGAGCUGGUCUCCGCUCCUCGUUCCUGCAUCAUCGCAGCCAAAGUGACUUUGGGAGCAGGCAGCUGGGGAUGGAGAGCACGGGAAACCAUUGAUCCCAACUGUGUCUCCUUCGCUGAUCCUCGUCAUCCGUGGGUGGUGGAUUCCAGCCUGAGGUGUGAAUGCUCGGACACAGCAGAACUCCGGGUUCAAAUCUAGGGAAGAUCAGCUUCACCAGAGCGGGUCUAGUCCCAAUCUGCUGCCGACAUCCACCUCCCAUCAUUCCGCGACUCCCAGCGGGAAUGGCAGGCAGGAGCCCGCAGGAAUGGCUGCUGCAGCCCUGGGACUCCACGGUCAUCCCUGUCCCACUGCCCUCAACAUCCGUCUGUCCCCACGGGGGGACCCGGGCACAGCUGGAGCCAGGCGUCGGGGAGGUGAUGGUGCAGACACAGGAAGACCCGUCGCCGGAUCACGGUGAAUGGAUGUUUCUAAACGCAAACAAAUCACCCUUCAGCUGAACAGGCGGGCGGAGAGAGCUGGAAGAAGGGGGAAGAUUUAUUUUUAACUCUGCAGAGUAUUAAAUAACGUGCCCUGAAACGCAUGUAAAUGAGAGCUGGGACUCCAGCCGGGAAUGCCGUGGGUUGGGAUGGACCUCCCCGGAGCCACCAACAUGGGAGCCCUGCGCCUGAGGACCGACACCGUGCCUCUGUCCCCUCGCCGAGAGCUGGCGGGCAAAGAGGGUGCUGGCACACCUUUUUUUUAGUGCUUAAUUAGACAUUGUUGUAAUCCCUGAGGGUUUAUGUUUUCAUUUGAAUAUAUGCCCAAGCAUCAGAGGGAAGACUCUUGGGGCUGAGCCAGCGGUGCCAGGAUGAUAACCCUGCGGUUUCCCAAUCUUGCUCCUUUAAAAGAAGAAAAGAGGGUUCUGUUUCCCAACCCAGGAAUCUGUAGGGAAGCAGGGAGGGCUCUGCCUUGGGUCCUGGAGGGUUUUGUUGGGCAGCGGUUGCUGCGCCUGGGGGUCCCACAGAGCCUGUGAGUCCCAUGCAGGAUGCUCAGCAUCAGGCAGUGGGGGCUGGAUGGAUCCGCAGCCCACCCAGGGGCGAGUAGGUGCCACCCCCUCUGCCCUCAGACACCCCUCCAGCGCGUCAGCGUGGGUGUCUGUGGAGCCGUGACCCAGAUCAGGGAAAUGAUCCGGAUUAACACUAAAUCCCCUGUUCCCGAGGGAGUGACUGGGGCAGGCGGCUGGUUUGCUUUGAGGGCAUCUCCCCACUGCAUGCACCAUGGCCAGCUGAGCACCAGCAAACUCGCCGCAGCAGUGGCUUCCCGGGCAGGUCCUUAUGCCCAUCCCAGCACUGCGAGCGAAAUCUCUGUUCCCCAGCACAUCCCCAACUUGUGGAUCAAAUCAGCAUCCAAUGCCAACAGGGGGUGAGGAGGGAGACUUGGGCAGUCACAGCUCGGAGUUGCCACUGCCAAUUACUGUUGGCAAUUAGGGCUGGAUCGAUGCCCACCUGUGUUGGUGACAGAUCGGACCAUGUGCUGAUGUCCCAGCCCCUGGGAAGAGCCUGAAAGUUGAUUUAGGAGAAGCACCUACCUGCUGCUAAGGGGACACGGGUUCAGUGGAUCCUAACUAUGGCCCCAGUGUGACAAAAUGUGGAUUUAAUGUAAUUUGCUGGUGGGGGGUUACUCAGCUGAGCAGGUCUAAUGCUCCACAGGGCCCAGCACAGGCUUAGGGUGCUGCACCUGGGGAGGAAUAACCCCCCUGCACCAGGACAGGUUGGGGGUGACCUGCUGGAGAGCAGCGCUGUGCAAAGAGACCUGGGAGUCCUGGUGGACAACAGGGUGACCAUGAGCCAGCAAUGGGCCCUGGUGGCCAAGAAGGCCAAUGGCAUCCUGGGGUGCAUCAAGAAGAGCGUGGCCAGCAGGUGGAGGGAGGUCAUCCUCCCCCUCUGCUCUGCCCUGGGGAGGCCACAGCUGGAGUGCUGGGUCCAGUUCUGGGCUCCCCGGGUCAAGAAGGACAGGGAACUGCUGGAGAGGGGACAGCAAAGGGCUGCCAAGGUGCUGAGG